GUUUCAGCCAAUCGGGGAGGAGGAGCGCCGCUGGUUGGAUUUGAAAUAGUUGGCGGUUGGUGUUGGAGGAGAGUGCAGGCUGAGAUCCGCCGGUUCUGAUCAGAUUAAACUCAGAUUUUCUGCGGGAUUCCGGCAUUUAUUGCUGUAGAACAUGCAGAACAAAGAAAACCGCGAGCCCAGAGCACUCCUCACACAGGCGUCUGGGUCAAGCUCUGGAGCAGAAACAGAAAGCAUGGGUCCAGGCCGAGUACCAGUGAAGUCCACCUCACCAAAGACGUUCACUAUUAAAGAUUUCCACAUCGGGCGUCCGCUGGGGAAGGGGAAGUUUGGGAACGUGUAUCUGGCGCGGGAGAAGAAGCUGAAGGUGGUGGUGGCUCUGAAGGUGCUCUUUAAAUCUCAGAUGGAGAAAGAGGGCGUGGAGCAUCAGCUCAGGAGAGAGAUAGAGAUCCACUCCCGCCUCAGGCAUCCGAACAUCCUGCGCUUCUAUAACUACUUCUACGACUCGUCCCGAGUGUUCCUGAUUCUGGAGUACGCUCCACGAGGAGAAAUGUACAAAGAGCUCCAGCGCUGCGGACGCUUCAGCGACCAGCGCACAGCCACGUUCAUGGAGGAGAUCUCAGACGCGCUGCAGUACUGCCACGAGAACAAGGUGAUCCACAGAGACAUAAAGCCAGAGAAUCUGCUGCUGGGGUUCAGAGGAGAGCUGAAGAUCGCUGACUUCGGCUGGUCUGUUCACGCGCCCUCACUACGCCGCCGCACCAUGUGUGGAACUCUGGACUACCUCCCCCCGGAGAUGAUCGAGGGACACUCUCACGAUGAGAAGGUGGACCUGUGGUGUAUCGGGGUGCUGUGCUACGAGUGUCUGGUGGGGAACCCACCGUUUGAGACGGCCAGCCACUCAGAAACCUACAAACGAAUUACAAAGGUGGAUCUGCACUUUCCUAAAGUGGUCUCAGACGGAGCUCGGGACCUGAUCUCUAAGCUGCUGAGACACAGCCCCACCAUGCGUCUGCCCCUGAAGAGCGUCAUUGAUCAUCCCUGGGUGAAGACCAACUCCCGCCGAGUGCUGCCCCCAGUCUGCCAGCCAAAACCCGCCCCCACACACUAACACCCUGCUAAUCUCACGAUGUACAGAUAGAGUUCAGUAGUGUUCUGAUAGGGGUGCUUAUGUUGGUUCAGGUGUUUCUAAACCUGCAUCAGUCGGAUUCUUGCAUUACGCCAGGCUGGUUCUAGAUCAGUCAAGUCUGUAGGACUGGGUCAGUUCUGCGGAGUCUGGCAGCGUGUUUGGGCGUUAGCACCCUCUACUGGUAUCUGGAGGAAGAUUGAUUUAUGACUGCUGGUUUCUCUGUUGUUCACCUUUUGUACAUAAGAACAUGAUUUUGCACACUGCCCAUGUGUUUUCUCUCUUCUUUUGUGUUUUUCUACAUUAUUUCCUUUUUAAGAGUAAGACUGGUUUGUGUGUGUGAUGUUUUGUCACAUUUUUAUCUGUUCAAAUAUAUAUAUUUUAUCUUCAAUAAACGUUUGUGCAGUCUGAUGAAGAUUGCGCACUGACUG
Astyanax mexicanus (Mexican tetra) is the source of this 1554-nucleotide messenger RNA. RefSeq names its product aurora kinase B (gene aurkb). The transcript is spliced from 9 exons. The coding region runs from base 152 to 1108 and encodes 318 amino acids. Gene Ontology annotation, molecular function: ATP binding; protein kinase activity. Gene Ontology annotation, cellular component: spindle pole centrosome; spindle microtubule; spindle midzone. The record is from RefSeq and is a predicted model, not a curated record. Gene Ontology annotation, biological process: mitotic spindle organization; protein phosphorylation; regulation of cytokinesis. Lineage: Eukaryota; Metazoa; Chordata; Actinopteri; Characiformes; Acestrorhamphidae.